AUGCAUACAGAACAAAAUACAGAUAUAAAUAUUAUAAUACAGAAUUGUAAGAAGCGUAACCUUGAAAAUAACCAAAAUAAUUGUGUGUUGAUUAUAACUGGUUCUCUUAAUCCAAUACAUUGUUCACAUAUAAAAACUCUUCAACUUGUUCGAAAGUAUCUUGAAUCUCAUAAAUCAAGACAAUUGAAUGUUCUCGCUGCUUAUUUAUCACCAACACAUGAUUCGUAUGUUCGCGAUAAAUUGGGUCGUUCGGAUUGGAUUACAGCUGCUGAUCGAUGUAAACUUUGUGAAGAUGUUAUCGGAUCGGAUGAAAAUAUAAAAUCUUGGAUUUCUGUAGCUAAAGGUGAAUGUAAUUCCAAUGAAUUCGUUGAUUUUGAUGAAGUAACUUUAAAUUUGGCUGAUUUUCUCAAUUCUGAACUAUACGAAUCUGAAAAAUUGCUCAAACAUCCAUUAAAAGUUGUUUAUGUAUGUGGUUUGGAUCAUUUUAAUAAAUGUCCUUAUGUUAGACAAUUGGCAACAAAAGAAAAUGUAGCUUGUGCUGUUCUAUAUCGUCCUGGUGCUUCUGAUAGUUUGAUAAAAAGUUUAGAAACAAAAUCACCAAAUUUAUAUUAUAUUGCAUUAGAUGACGAACGUGAAACACUUGUUAAUAUUAGUUCAACAGUAAUUCGACAACAUUACAAUUCAGCUAAGAUAGAUCUUACUCAAUUUACUUAUCCAUGUGUUAUUCAAUUUUUAGAAGACAAAUAUAAUGGAAAAUAA
This is a messenger RNA of Rotaria sp. Silwood2, 759 nucleotides long. The record is from the annotation of a GenBank genome assembly. NCBI's taxonomy places the organism in Eukaryota, Metazoa, Rotifera, Eurotatoria, Philodinida, Philodinidae.